Molecule: messenger RNA, 2086 nt
Organism: Pseudoliparis swirei
Lineage: Eukaryota; Metazoa; Chordata; Actinopteri; Perciformes; Liparidae
Gene: enkd1
Product: enkurin domain containing 1
Exons: 9
Coding region: 566-1672 (368 amino acids)
Cellular component (GO): cytoplasmic microtubule
Source: RefSeq, a predicted model, not a curated record
UCGGGUUUAUCGCUGCAGGCGAGUCUCACGCGCCGAACCCUCUGCUGGCGGCACAGUGCCAAAGAAUCUUCAAACAGAUUCAACCUGCUCAAUGAAUUCUGUCACUUCAGGGAAAUGACAACUGUUUUCAAGUUGGCCGAUAAAGUCGCUGCUGCAGGGCGAGUGAACAGCGGAACAUUCUACAUGUUUCAGACGUUGACCGGGUGGAAGAGGCUUUUAAAAGAGUUUGAGCGGUACUCCAACCACAAAAGACCCGACUGCAAAAGAAUAGACCUGCAACCCAUUUGUAAACAAACCCACCCGGUGAAUCGAGCCCGUCCGAGCAAGAAAAAAAUGUGCUGGAGAUGCAAAUGACGGUGGACUUAAGGGACAUUUCACACAACAACUCUGCCGGUGUUCUAAUGACAGCGACCAGAACUCGGUGAGGAGCAGCGGACCAAACACACGUCUGUGUCGCCGUCUCCAUUAGCGGCUCGUUGCAGCUAUCGAGCAGGGGACCGGGAGCUUUCUGCCAGCUGAACCAGAGUGGAUACCGGAGAAAACCCCGCUGUGUCGGCUGGGUACGAUGUCGGUAAACAGGCAUUUUGGUCACCUUCUGAUGUGUGAGGGACCUUCAACAAUAUCUGGGCCAAUCCCCCCGGAUCCAUCUUUGUUUCCUCAGUACUACAAACGACCAGCUUCAGCACGUGGCCGUUUAGAGGGAAACCCUGAUGGAACUUUGGCCCUGCUGUCGGGGCCCCUCGCCCCAGACCCCGUGUUGUACCCCGGCUGCUACAGUGCUCGUACCCCGGCGCACCCUCGCCGUAUCGGCCCCGGUGCCACUCAUAUUCUGGAACGAGGACGUAGAGGGGUCGUUGGGGAGCUGCUCAAACUUGACGGCGUCGCCAUUACUCCUGUUCCCAAGCAGAAGCAGCGGGCACACGACUUUGGUAAAGAGAACGUGCGUCGGCUCAGGGAGAUCCAGAGACGCUGCAAGGAACAGGAGGCUCAGAGAGCACACUCUGGUCCGGUUCCUGUGAAAGCUCUCUGGACCGCCUCCAAGUACCAGGAUAUCCCGUCCAGGGUGAUGGUCCAGCUUCAGGUUUCCAGUCCAACUUCUAAACCACAGUGUCAAAACUUUCUGAAGGCCCACUCGACUGACCCCCCAAGGUCGCGUCCCAAAACCUCUCCGGUGGCUUUGCGACGCCGGGCCUCCUGCAACUCCAUACCGGACCAGAACUUGCAAUUACAGUUACAGGUGCAUGGCCAGACGAUAGACUUUGUGAAACACAAUGCCCGCUCUGCUGGAAAAACUGUGAUGCGUCGGUCCCAGUCGCUGAUGAGCCUCGGAGAGAAACCCGUGCCCAGUGCAGUCAAGGGACAAGUGCCCCAGUAUAUUGAGGAAAGGAAGGAGCAGUGGCAUAAAGAGGCAGAGGAGAGGAGGAGGAACAUGCCUGAUCCCUCAGUCCCAGCUGGUCACACCCUGAUGUGUGAGAGCGAGAGAGAGGAAACUCUGAAGUCCCUGAAAGAGACCCAUCGCUCCCUUGUGGCCGAACUGUUGUCCCUCCCUCUCAAAGCCGACAUGCUGAGCGUUCAAACGCGUCGGGCUCAUCUUGAUUGCAGGCUCUCGGAAAUCGAGGAGGCCAUUAAAAUAUUCUCCAGGGACAAAGUUUACAUAAAAAUAGAUUCCUAACACCUGAUGAGGAGAAUCAUCCACUGCUUUAUUGAGAUCCAUUUGUAUUUUAUAGUUGCAUGAUGGAAUAUAUUACUGAACCUUGUAAAAUAGAAGAUUGCUUAUUCAUUAUCAUCAUCAUUAAUUAAAUUAUAAGUGUGUGGUCAACCAUUGAGGUUAUAUAAUUUGUUACUUAAUGAGAAAAACACAUGCUACUGAACAAUAUGCAGAUGCACUGUACAUUCAUUGUUAAUAACUGCUCACGCAUAAAAGAGGAUUUGAUUAAAUGUGUUUUGUUUAGUUUUUGUGUAAAACUGGUUGGCUUUUUUCUUUCUUUCAAUAAUGCAUAUUUUUGUCAAGUCCUUGUAUAUGAAUAUUUUUGUACGGUUGUGUAAUAAAAUGUACAAUGUAGUAGGCUACAGCGUGUGCACAGCU